GUGCGAUUCGUCGUCAUAAUAAUAAUAACACACACCGUCAACCGGUGGUACGUUCUACGAUAAUAAUAAUAUUAUAUUAUAUUGUUUGCCGGGUGCAUUGUGCUCGUGUGCGUCUAUACGUGAAAAGAAAAAAAAUAACCCAACGUGUGUUGCACCCGUUUGUGCGAUUUAGUGUUGUACAGUUGUAGUUUGUACUGUAGUUGUGUUCCGGUGGUGGAGGACAUCUGUUGGUGCUGCAGUUGCGGUGUUUAUUUAAAAAAAAAAAAAAGGUAAACCGGCACGAUUUAUUUUAUCUCCGUGCACCUACCCAUCAUCAUCAUCAUCUAAGACGUUUUGAACAAUUAUACAUCUGCUGCUGCCGCACUGUAUAGCGUCGCACGCGUUGUGUUUUUUCGUGAUCCUUGAUCCUUCACGGUUUCUGUUUGGUAAGCCCAACACUGAAUACAUCGAACCGGUCAUAGCCGUACACGGAGUCCGCCACAAUGUCCGACAAACAGAUCUAUUAUUCGGAUAAAUAUUACGACGACAAGUACGAAUACAGACAUGUUGUGUUGCCUAAAGAAAUGGCAAAAAGCAUACCUAAAACACAUUUACUUUCUGAAGACGAAUGGAGAUCAAUUGGAGUACAACAGAGCAAGGGAUGGGUACAUUAUAUGAUCCAUGAACCAGAACCUCACAUUUUAUUAUUCAAAAGACCACGAACCAACUGAACUUUCUACAUACCCAAAACUGUUGAAUGUCUUAUUGAACAAUGCAAAGAAGGUAGGGGAUGGCAAAUUUAGUAUCUAAGUAUUAUAAUGUUCUGUUGUAUAUAUAAACCAAUGAAAAAUGUUGAUUAGUUUCAACUUUUUUCUGAGUAAAUGUAAUGUUUAUUCACUCUGUUAUGUUUCAAUAAUUGAAUUUAUUUUUAAAAUGUAAUCGUAAAUAUUUACUCUGUAAGUCUUGAUUAUUAAAUAUUUUUAUUAUUAAAUACAUUUUUUUUAAAUCAAA
Messenger RNA from Rhopalosiphum padi (bird cherry-oat aphid), 990 nucleotides. It is a transcript of the gene Cks30A, whose product is annotated as cyclin-dependent kinases regulatory subunit. NCBI's taxonomy places the organism in Eukaryota, Metazoa, Arthropoda, Insecta, Hemiptera, Aphididae. The transcript has 3 exons. The coding region runs from base 483 to 710 and encodes 75 amino acids. Gene Ontology annotation, cellular component: SCF ubiquitin ligase complex; cyclin-dependent protein kinase holoenzyme complex. Gene Ontology annotation, biological process: regulation of mitotic cell cycle. The record is from RefSeq and is a predicted model, not a curated record. Gene Ontology annotation, molecular function: ubiquitin binding; protein kinase binding; cyclin-dependent protein serine/threonine kinase activator activity.